AUUGUUCUCCUCUCGUUGCUACUCAGUUUGGUAGUUACCGCAGUAUUAUUUUAUUUAACGACGGGUUUAGCAGAACUAAGCGGUUUUCACUGCAUGAUGCGACACUCGAUGAGAAUGAAUCGACGGAUUCAUGGACCGCCACAAAUAACUGCACCUCCUUUUCAGUUCCAAGUUCUGGAUGACAAAGGUCGCGAGGUUCGCUUUUAUGAACCUGGCAAAGUCUACACAAUCCGACUGGUUGGUUUUGUUCAUUUACGAGGGCUUCUUCUGCAAAGUCGUUUAACAAAUGAGAAUGGCUUUCUAUUGGGUUCGCUGAAAGGUGGACGCUUUAUUGAGAAUCGAAACUGGGUGAACUAUGGUGUUCGUUUACAAGAAUGUGACAUGAAAACGUCAACUGCAGAUUCGGUUACACAUUCCGAUGAUAGCCGGAAAUUUUUAAUUCAAGUUCAGUGGACAACCGAGAAAGACAUUGGAGCAGUACAAUUCAUUUGUGAGAAUGGUGGUGUAUGCAGCUCGGACCACAAAGAUCCAGAAAAAUUCUCUUGUACUUGCAAGAAAGGAUGGACGGGGAGGAAGUGUGAAAGUAAAAUAAUUUUUAUAGAAAUUGACGAAUGCAGUUUCAAACGUUGUAUGAAUAGCGAAAAAUGUAUCGACAAAUGGAAUGAUUAUAAAUGUAUAUGUUUGCCAGGAUGGAUGGGAAAAAACUGCGAUCGACCGUGCCAAGAUAUCUACCGAAGUUGCAACUUCUGGAAACGUCAUGGUCAAUGUGAGCUCAUGCGUUCUCACACGGAUCUGUUUGAUCUUAACUGUGCAGUGUCCUGUAAUCAAUGCACUUAUUUGAACUCCACAAGCACAAAAAACCGCUCCGUAGAUUAUACUACAGAUUUUAAUAGCAGUGGCUAUGUAGAAAUCCUGCAGAUAACCGUUGCUGAUUCAUUUCAUUUCCUUAGCAUGUAUAAUUCCAUUAUCUAG
Dracunculus medinensis (Guinea worm) is the source of this 972-nucleotide messenger RNA. NCBI's taxonomy places the organism in Eukaryota, Metazoa, Nematoda, Chromadorea, Rhabditida, Dracunculidae. The record is from the annotation of a GenBank genome assembly.